AUGUGCGCCGACGCGCAGAUUGGGAUUCCGGGAGCAAUGUGCGCCGACGCGCAGAUUGGGAUUCGGGAGCAAUGUGCGCCGACGCGCAGAUUGGGAUUCGGGAGCAAUGUGCGCCGACGUGCUGAUUGGGAAGCAAUGUGCGCCGACGCGCAGAUUGGGAUUCGGGAGCAAUGUGCGCCGACGCGCAGAUUGGGAUUCGGGAGCAAUGUGCGCCGACGCGCAGAUUGGGAUUCGGGAGCAAUGUGCGCCGACGCACAGAUUGGGAUUCGGGAGCAAUGUGCGCCGACGCGCAGAUUGGGAUUCGGGAGCAAUGUGCGCCGACGCGCAGAUUGGGAUUCGGGAGCAAUGUGCGCCGACGCGCAGAUUGGGAUUCGGGAGCAAUGUGCGCCGACGCGCAGAUUGGGAUUCGGGAGCAAUGUGCGCCGACGCGCAGAUUGGGAUUCGGGAGCAAUGUGCGCCGACGUGCUGAUUGGGAAGCAAUGUGCGCCGACGCGCAGAUUGGGAUUCGGGAGCAAUGUGCGCCGACGCGCAGAUUGGGAUUCAGGAGCAAUGUGCGCCGACGCGCAGAUUGGGAAGCAAUGUGCGCCGAGGCGCAGAUUGGGAUUCGGGAGCAAUGUGCGCCGACGCGCAGGUUGGGAUUCGGGAGCAAUGUGCGCCGACGCGCAGAUUGGGAUUCGGGAGCAAUGUGCGCCGACGCGCAGAUUGCGAUUCGGGAGGCAAUGUGCGCCGACGCGCAGAUUGGGAUUCAGGAGCAAUGUGCGCCGACGCGCAGAUUGCGAUUCGGGAACAAUGUGCGCCGACGCGCAGAUUGGGAUUCGGGAGCUUAAUGUGCGCCGACGCGCAGAUUGGGAUUCGGGAGGUAUGUGCGCCGACGCGCAGAUUGGGAUUCGGGAGCAAUGUGCGCCGACGCGCAGAUUGGGAUUCGGGAGCAAUGUGCGCCGACGCGCAGCUUGGGAUUCAGGAGCAAUGUGCGCCGACGCGCAGAUUGGGAUUCGGGGCAAUGUGCGCCGACGCGCAGAUUGGGAAGCAAUGUGCGCCGACGCGCAGAUUGUGGGAUUCGGGAGCAAUGUGCGCCGACGCGCAGAUUGGGAUUCGGGAGCAAUGUGCGCCGACGCGCAGAUUGGGAUUCGGGAGCAAUGUGCGCCGACGCGCAGAUUGGGAUUCCGGGAGCAAUGUGCGCCGACGCGCGGAUUGGGAUUCGGGAGCAAUGUGCGCCGACGUGCUGAUUGGGAAGCAAUGUGCGCCGACGCGCAGAUUGGGAUUCAGGAGCAAUGUGCGCCGACGCGCAGAUUGGGAUUCAGGAGCAAUGUGCGCCGACGCGCAGAUUGGAAGCAAUGUGCGCCGAGGCGCAGAUUGGGAUUCGGGAGCAAUGUGCGCCGACGCGCAGAUUGGGAGAGCAAUGUGCGCCGAGGCGCAGAUUGGGAUUCGGGAGCAAUGUGCGCCGACGCGCAGAUUGGGAUUCGGGAGAAAUGUGCGCCGACGCGCAGAUUGGGAUUCGGGAGCAAUGUGCGCCGACGCGCAGAUUGGGAUUCGGGAGCAAUGUGCGCCGACGUGCUGAUUGGGGAAGCAAUGUGCGCCGACGCGCAGAUUGGGAUUCGGGAGCAAUGUGCGCCGACGCGCAGAUUGGGAUUCGGGAGCAAUGUGCGCCGACGCGCAGAUUGGGAAGCAAUGUGCGCCGAGGCGCAGAUUGGGAUUCGGGAGCAAUGUGCGCCGACGCGCAGAUUGGGAUUCGGGAGCAAUGUGCGCCGACGCGCAGAUUGGGAUUCGGGAGCAAUGUGCGCCGACGCGCAGAUUGCGAUUCGGGAGCAAUGUGCGCCGACGCGCAGAUUGGGAUUCGGGAGCAAUGUGCGCCGACGCGCAGAUUGGGAUUCGGGAGCAAUGUGCGCCGACGCGCAGAUUGGGAUUCGGGAGCAAUGUGCGCCGACGCGCAGAUUGGGAUUCGGGAAUGUGCGCCGACGUGCUGAUUGGGAAGCAAUGUGCGCCGACGCGCAGAUUGGGAUUCGGGAGCAAUGUGCGCCGACGCGCAGAUUGGGAUUCGGGAGCAAUGUGCGCCGACGCGCAGAUUGGGAAGCAAUGUGCGCCGAGGCGCAGAUUGGGAUUCGGGAGCAAUGUGCGCCGACGCGCAGAUUGGGAUUCGGGAGCAAUGUGCGCCGACGCGCAGAUUGGGAUUCGGGAGCAAUGUGCGCCGACGCGCAGAUUUGGGAUUCGGGAGCAAUGUGCGCCGACGCGCAGAUUGGGAUUCGGGAGCAAUGUGCGCCGACGCGCAGAUUGGGAUUCGGGAGCAAUGUGCGCCGACGCGCAGAUUGGGAUUCGGGAGCAAUGUGCGCCGACGCGCAGAUUGGGAUUCGGGAGCAAUGUGCGCCGACGUGC
Mesorhabditis spiculigera is the source of this 2370-nucleotide messenger RNA. Lineage: Eukaryota; Metazoa; Nematoda; Chromadorea; Rhabditida; Rhabditidae. The record is from the annotation of a GenBank genome assembly.